This is a messenger RNA of Podospora pseudopauciseta, 579 nucleotides long. RefSeq lists its product as uncharacterized. NCBI's taxonomy places the organism in Eukaryota, Fungi, Ascomycota, Sordariomycetes, Sordariales, Podosporaceae. The record is from RefSeq and is a predicted model, not a curated record. The transcript has 2 exons. Bases 1 to 579 code for a protein of 192 amino acids.
AUGGAGCAAAAGCAGGAUCCAGAAGAACACCCUUACACCAAACGGCACGACUCUUCGCAUCAAUUCACAUGUACUUCCAAGGAGGUGAACAACUACGGUCGCCACUUUCCUCACACGAGAGGGGCUCAACUACAAUUUGCUGUGGAAAAUCCCCCACUCGAGACGUGUCCUCCUGGUAGCGAGGAGUUGGUGUUCACGAUUACCAAGACGAUCCUGGGUCCCAAGGACUGGCCUUACGAAGAGGACUACGAAGAGGACUACUCUUAUGCAGACCUUCCCAGUCUUCAACGCCGAAAUCCCUAUCUUCCCCUCGACGAUGAUGAGUAUAAUGGGCCCAUCGCAGUUGCCGGCAGCGUCCAGCUUCCGGGCGAGGAAACGCCCCAAGAAUAUAUCGCCGAGAUCUAUGACAGCGCGUACUAUCCAGUCAGUUGGGAUAUGGAGUGCCGAAAAGCGGAUGAUGGUAUAGAACCGGACUGCGUGAUAGACGCAUACAACGAGCUCUGGUGGUGGUGUCAAAUCGACCAUCGUGAACUUCAGCCCCACGGCGUUCCUAUCAAAAGGACGGCACUGCCGUUGUAA